Messenger RNA from Closterium sp. NIES-65, 1016 nucleotides. Lineage: Eukaryota; Viridiplantae; Streptophyta; Zygnematophyceae; Desmidiales; Closteriaceae. The record is from the annotation of a GenBank genome assembly.
GACGCGUCUUUCCUAACAUAGGCAUACGGCAAGGUGAGCUGCUGGGUGAAGGCGCGUACAGCAAGGUGGACCACGCCGCGCCAUCACGCUGCUUCCCACCUGCCGCUCCACACUGCCGCGUUUUUUCCCCCCUUGCCACCUCCCCCCAUUCCCGUUGCGUUCUCUCAUGCUCCUGCCUCACUCCUUCCCCCUCCCGUCAUCCCCACACCCCCCGUGGGGCGGGGCAGGUGUUUCUGGGGCUGAACGAGCGCACGGGCGAGCUGAUGGCGGUGAAGCAGAUGAAGAUCAACGCGGGCGACGAGCGCGCCAUGCACAUCGCAGCCUUGGAGCGCGAGAUCGUGCUGUACCGCCGCAUGCGGCACCGCCACAUAGUGGGGUACAUCGACAUGGAGAAGGACCCCUCCGACGGCUCCAUCUACAUCUUCCUCGAAUUCGUCUCCGGCGGCUCCAUCCACAGCAUGUUGGAGAAGUUUGGCAAGUUCAGCGAGUCGCUGGUGCGCGUGUACACGCGCCAGCUGCUGCUGGGCUUGGAGUAUCUGCACCGCUGCAAGAUCAUCCACCGCGACAUCAAGGGCGGCAACGUGCUCGUGGACCGCGAUGGGGUCAUCAAGCUCGCUGACUUUGGGGCCUCCAAGGCGUUUCAGGAGGGGACGGUGGGCGAGGGGUGCAAGUCGAUCCGCGGGUCGGUGUUCUGGAUGGCACCCGAGGUGAUCACGGGUGCGGGGUACGGCCGCAAGGCAGACAUCUGGAGCCUCGGCUGCACCGUCAUUGAGAUGCUCACCGGCAGCCACCCAUGGCCGGGCAUGGACAACACGUGGUCGGCCAUAUUCCACAUAGCCAAGACCACCACGGGCCCGCCCACCCCCGAGGAGAGCAGUGAGGAGGGCCGUGACUUCCUCGCUGCCUGCUUCCAGCUCGACCCCGCCCUCCGCCCCUCCGCCGCCCAGGUCAGUGCCUCUGCUGCCCAGGUGGGUGCUUCUGUUACUCGGGUGUGCCUUGCACCUGAAAGGCGUUAG